Molecule: messenger RNA, 4624 nt
Organism: Pteronotus mesoamericanus
Lineage: Eukaryota; Metazoa; Chordata; Mammalia; Chiroptera; Mormoopidae
Gene: CYLD
Product: CYLD lysine 63 deubiquitinase
Exons: 17
Coding region: 300-3161 (953 amino acids)
Biological process (GO): regulation of intrinsic apoptotic signaling pathway; positive regulation of extrinsic apoptotic signaling pathway; protein K63-linked deubiquitination
Cellular component (GO): cytosol
Molecular function (GO): K63-linked deubiquitinase activity; cysteine-type deubiquitinase activity
Source: RefSeq, a predicted model, not a curated record
GGGGCAGGUGGGGGCGGGCCCAGGUAGCAGGUUCGGCUGCGCGUGGGCUGCGAGUCGGAGGUAAAUACCAGGGCGGUGGGUUUGGGUCGCUGGCGCUGGUCUCGUACGCAGGCUACCGAGGCAGGGGAAGGAACGACGCCCCGCCGCCCGAGGCGUUUGCUCUCCUGGCGUUUUGCAGCAUGGACGUCAGCUUGCUGGGAACAGGCUCGGGGACUCUCAGAGGAGUUCUCUUCUGCGGUUUCACCACAAACGUCAUAGUUCCCUUUUUUCUGAGUUAAUAUUUUGGAGUUAAUGUCACAAUGAGUUCAGGCUUAUGGAGCCAAGAAAAAGCUGCUUCGCCCUACUGGGAAGAGCGGAUUUUUUACUUGCUUCUCCAAGAAUGCAGCGUCACAGACAAACAAACCCAGAAGCUCCUCAAAGUGCCCAAGGGGAGCAUAGGGCAGUACGUGCAAGACCGCGCCCUGGGCCACUCCCGGGGUCCUUCUGCCAAGAGCAAGAAAAGUCAGAUAGGAUUAAAGAUCCUGGAGCAGCCCCACGCAGUUCUCCUUGUGGAUGAAAAGGACGUGGUAGAAAUCAAUGAGAAAUUCACUGAGCUGCUCUUGGCGAUCACCAACUGCGAGGAGAGGCUGAGCCUGUUCAAAAACAGGAGCAGACUAAGCAAAGGCCUCCAGAUAGAUGUGGGCUGCCCUGUGAAGGUCCAGCUGCGCCCCGGGGAGGAGAAGUUCCGGGGGGUCGUGCGCUUCCGGGGGCCCUUGUUAGCGGAAAGGACAGUGUCGGGGAUAUUCUUUGGAGUGGAAUUGCUGGAAGAAGGUCGCGGCCAAGGCUUCACUGAUGGGGUGUAUCAAGGGAAGCAGCUGUUCCAGUGUGAAGAAGACUGUGGAGUGUUCGUUGCGCUGGACAAGCUGGAGAUCAUGGGAGAGGAGGGCGCGGGGCUGGAGAGUGACUAUGCAGGCCCGGGGGACGCGGCGACGGUGGAGCUGCCCCCUCUGGAAAUAAACUCCAGGGUGUCUCUGAAGCUCGGAGAGACGGUAGAAUCUGGAACAGUUAUAUUCUGCGAUGUUUUGCCAGGAAAGGAAAGUUUAGGCUAUUUUGUUGGUGUGGACAUGGAUAACCCCAUCGGCAACUGGGACGGCCGGUUUGACGGCGUGCAGCUCUGCAGCUUUGCAAGCGUUGAGAGUACGAUUCUCCUGCACAUCAACGACAUCAUCCAAGACAGCGUGACCCAGGAAAGGAGGCCUCCCAAGCUCGCCUUUGCCUCCAGAGGUAUUGGGGACAAAGGUUCGUCCAGUCACAAUAAACCAAAGGUUACAGGAUCUACCUCAGACCCUGGAAGUAGAAGCAGAUCUGAGUUAUAUUAUAACGUAAAUGGGUCUUCUGUUGACUCACAGCCGCAAUCCAAAUCAAAAAAUUCGUGGUACCUUGAUGAAGUUGCCGAAGACCCUGCAAAGUCGCUCACAGAGCUGUCUCCAGAUUUCGGACAAGCUUCGCCGCCCCCGCAGGCUCCAUCCGCGAACUCAUUGUCCAGCGAGAACAGAUUUCACUCUUUACCGUUCAGCCUGACAAAGACGCCCAGCACCAACGGGAGCAUCGGCCACAGCCCGCUCUCCCUGUCUGUCCAGUCUGUGAUGGGGGAGCUGAACAACGCCCCCGUCCAGGACAGCCCGCCCUUGGCCGCGUCGCCCGGGAGCUCGCACGGCCUGGAGGUGGGCUCGCUGGCUGAAGUCAAGGAGAACCCCCCUUUCUAUGGGGUGAUCCGCUGGAUCGGCCAGCCGCCGGGACUCAACGAAGUGCUGGCCGGGCUGGAACUGGAGGACGAAUGUGCUGGCUGCACGGACGGGACCUUCCGGGGCACCCGCUACUUCACCUGCGCCCUGAAGAAGGCGCUCUUCGUCAAACUGAAGAGCUGCCGGCCCGACUCGAGGUUCGCCUCCCUGCAGCCGGUUUCCAAUCAGAUCGAGCGCUGUAACUCGCUAGCCUUUGGAGGCUACUUAAGUGAAGUAGUGGAAGAAAAUACUCCACCAAAAAUGGAAAAAGAAGGUUUGGAGAUAAUGAUUGGAAAGAAGAAAGGUAUCCAGGGUCAUUACAACUCUUGUUACUUAGACUCGACCUUAUUCUGCUUGUUUGCUUUUAGUUCUGUUCUGGACACUGUGUUACUUCGACCCAAAGAAAAGAACGAUGUAGAAUAUUAUAGUGAGACUCAAGAGCUACUGAGGACAGAAAUCGUUAAUCCUCUGAGAAUAUACGGAUAUGUGUGUGCAACAAAGAUUAUGAAACUAAGGAAAAUACUUGAAAAAGUGAAGGCUGCAUCAGGAUUUACCUCUGAAGAAAAAGAUCCUGAAGAAUUCUUGAAUAUCUUGUUUCAUGAUAUUUUAAGGGUGGAACCGUUGUUAAAAAUAAGGUCAGAAGGUCAAAAAGUACAAGACUGUUACUUCUAUCAAAUUUUUAUUGGAAAAAAUGAGAAAGUUGGAGUUCCUACAAUUCAACAGUUGUUAGAAUGGUCUUUUAUCCACAGUAACCUGAAAUUUGCAGAGGCACCAUCAUGUCUGAUUAUUCAGAUGCCUCGGUUUGGAAAAGACUUUAAACUUUUUAAAAAAAUUUUUCCUUCCUUGGAAUUAAAUAUAACAGAUUUACUUGAAGACACCCCGCGGCAGUGCCGGAUCUGCGGAGGGCUGGCCGUGUACGAGUGCAGGGAAUGCUACGAGGACGCCGACAUCGCGGCAGGCAGCAUCAAGCAGUUCUGCAAGACCUGCAACACGCAGGUCCACCUUCAUCCCAAGAGGUUGAAUCAUCAGUAUAACCCGGUGUCGCUUCCCAAAGACCUGCCCGACUGGGACUGGAGGCACGGCUGCAUCCCCUGCCAGAAGAUGGAGCUCUUCGCUGUUCUGUGCAUAGAAACCAGCCACUACGUGGCCUUUGUGAAGUACGGCAAAGACGACUCCGCCUGGCUCUUCUUCGACAGCAUGGCCGAUCGGGACGGCGGCCAGAACGGCUUCAACAUCCCCCAGGUGACCCCGUGCCCGGAAGUCCGGGAGUACCUGAAAAUGUCCCCGGAAGACCUGCAUUCCUUGGACUCGAGGAGGAUCCAGGGCUGCGCAAGGAGGCUGCUCUGCGACGCGUACAUGUGCAUGUACCAGAGCCCCACCAUGAGCCUGUACAAGUAGGGCCCUCCGGGCGGGGCCGGGACGCCCGCCGCCCGCUCGCCGCGCACUGGGCCGCGGCGGCUCUGCUCGCGCCCAUUGCCGGCAAUGGGCGUCUCGGUGGGGUGAGCCCUCAGAGGAGAAUUCCUGUGUUUGAAACAGACUGCUUUUGUGUUACUGAAGUAUUUAAUAAGAAGCAUUUUGCACUCUGGAAAGUAUGUUUGUGUUGGUUUUUUAAGAAGUCUAAAUGAAGUUAUUAAUAACAGAAGCUUUAAGUUAAGUGCAUUGAUCAUAUGAUAUUUUUGGAAGCAUAAAAUUUUAAUUGUGACAGUUUCAACCUCUUUCAGUCCAUUGGGAAUGUAAAUAAAUGUGUCUUCUUUAUGGACCAAGGAUAUGAAAUCAUUUUUCCUUUGUAGCUAAUGGCUGCCUUGAGGAAGAAAUAUUUUGGUUUUAUUAAGAGACUACCUUCAACCCAGUUAUUAAAGUUGCAUUAAGUUUGAUUUAUUAAUUUUUUCCUCUAUAGCGCCGACUCCUGCAUGUCUACAAUUUAUGGAGUUUCUGCAGUAAUGAUCAGACAAGUACUUAAAUUCCCUAAUGGUGUUGUUUUCUAUUUGUUCUACCAUUGAGAUAAAUGAGUGAUUUUGUCAUAAACUGUCCAUUUUUGAUGUAAUUUUCAUGGGGGAGAUUAGCGUAUACAGCCCUUGACGCUCUUCAUUCAUAGUAACUGUCAGCCUACAGUUUUUUGGGGUUUUUUGAGACUCUCUAACUAUUUUAUGGAAUGGGGCACAGUAAAUCUUAUGAAAGCCUUAGAGUGAUAAAUGUCAUGCUGCACAAACAUAUGAUCCAUAGAAAAUAAAUUUGACAUAGAGAAUGGCUCACGAAGCCUCCCUGAAGAGGUGAAUUCGAUGGCUAAGACCGUCCAGAACUCAGGUUUGAUCAGUUAGUCAGCUCCCUCACUUUGACUUCACUAAAAAUAAAGACAGUGACAAAUCAGAUGUUUCCGUUGAUUGGUAGCAGCAGCUUUAUCCUCCUCCUGAUUAAAUGAGCAGAAAAUGAAUGUUUUCUUAGCUGACACCAUAGUGCGUCUAGACCACGUGGACGUUGUAGACUAGCCGCGUGGGUCGUGAACGGCAGCGUGCUGUUGUGGUUGCGGUCCUUCUGGAAUGACCUCCUAACCGUGCAGACAGAAAAGUGGUCAUAGAUGUACAGCAUAUGACUUCAAAAAACGAUGUCCAAAAUUCAUGGGGAGAAUCUUUCUUAACAAACCUGCAAUUUUUUUUUUAAGGGCAUUUUUACCCAUUGGUUUCUCAUUCCAUUUGCUAAUACCUAUUAGCUUUAUCAACUGUAGUAAGGUAGGAAAAUUUCUUCAUCUUGUGAUUUUUUUUUUUUCAUUUUUGAAAUGAAAGUGUGUAACUUCUGUGUAAGGUUUUGCUAAAUGCUUGGGUGGGGUGUUGAGCUGGGUACUGGCGGGUGCGGAGCCCCGAGCA